CGAAUUCAUUCGACUUCGGUAAAAAUUUAGCUGAUGCGAGAAAAUCAAGCAAUUCCCAAGCAUUUAUAUUUAAAGUAACACAAAUGUGAGUGAGCAGUCCCAGUCUCAAACUUUGGAAUCUUUAUACCUCCCAAAAGAAACAUCUGGGUUUUCUUCUGCCACCAGAGUGAUUGGAAACGAGCUUUUGAUCCGGCAGGACCCGCAUCAUUGAAAUAUAACUUGAACUCUGUGAUACCCAAAAGAAAUUACUAAUUCAUUAUUUCUUCAUCAGAAGGUGCUGAAAGAAGUGUACUGUUCAGCUGAAGAGUGCACAUUAAGAUUGCUUUGUAAAGAACAGUUGCAAUUUUAAAACGAAGAAAUGCGUGCCUCGCAUAUCUUGUUAUGUACAUGUUUAGUAAUGUGCUUUGCACAUUGUAAAGUCAAGGGUCAGUUUUUCGCCAAAACAGCAAAUUCCAUUCCUCGAAUGGGCCGAAGAUCAGAUUCAACCCUGCCAAAUCUUGUAAGACGGAUUGCUAGGACACUUCGAUUUGUCGUGGACAUGGUUCAACAAUAUGAUCAAGAUAAUAAUGGAGAGCUGAACCCUGAAGAACUCAUGGACAUACCUUUCAUACAAAAUGCUAUUCGAAAUUACCUUGAUGAGAGUGAGCUCCAAGAGUUACAGGAGGAAAAGAUGAAAGUCAAUCGAAUUGGAAUGAACAGCACAGAUGAAAUUAAUGACGAGCACUUAAUCAUAUACUGAAGCCCAUCUGUUGUAAAAUGUGUGUUGAAGAAUGUUCAACUAGCAAAUGUCCAUGCUUCAUUUUUAAACUUCCAUAUCAUUUACGAAUUUUUUGUGUCUUUAUAAACUUCAUAAAUUAUGUCUUUAUGAAACAUAAAUUAUAUUCUUCUACACAUAA
This is a messenger RNA of Stegodyphus dumicola, 896 nucleotides long. RefSeq lists its product as uncharacterized. The record is from RefSeq and is a predicted model, not a curated record. Gene Ontology annotation, molecular function: calcium ion binding. Lineage: Eukaryota; Metazoa; Arthropoda; Arachnida; Araneae; Eresidae.